Molecule: messenger RNA, 3665 nt
Organism: Phyllostomus discolor (pale spear-nosed bat)
Lineage: Eukaryota; Metazoa; Chordata; Mammalia; Chiroptera; Phyllostomidae
Gene: RHOH
Product: ras homolog family member H
Exons: 2
Coding region: 429-1004 (191 amino acids)
Biological process (GO): small GTPase-mediated signal transduction
Molecular function (GO): GTP binding; GTPase activity
Source: RefSeq, a predicted model, not a curated record
UCUUUCCUCUGACCUCAAAUUCCCACAGAAAGCAAGGUCUGGCUGAUUAAUCGAGAAACGAACGGAAGUGCGGGUAACGUCGGUGGCUCACUACAUGUCUCUCCCUCGCAGUUCCCGAAGUGGCUGGGACGCGCUAGACCCUGAAGACAGAGCGCGCUGUCAGCUGCCUUCCCUGCUUCUCGGGGCGGAAGCCAGAGAGAGCUGUUUGGAAACGUCUCAUUCACACACCAGUUGAAGACCAGGCUUUGGAGCGUUUCAAAGUAGAUCUCGGUCUCUCUCGGAUGGAUGGAGAGAGGUAACAUCCUGCAACUUGCUGCCAGAGGUCCCGCGAACACAAACCCCUCCGGUUUUCAUUCCCUGUGUUGAAUGGUGUUUGCUUUAGCUACUCAGGGAUUCUGAACUUGUGACUAGGAAUCCAGGCUGGGAAGAUGCUAAGUUCCAUCAAGUGUGUGUUGGUGGGAGACACUGCCGUGGGGAAAACCUCCCUGUUGGUGCGCUUCACCUCAGAGACCUUCCCGGAGGCCUACAAGCCCACGGUGUAUGAGAACACGGGCGUGGACGUCUUCAUGGACGGCAUCCAGAUCAGCCUGGGUCUCUGGGACACAGCUGGCAAUGACGCCUUCAGGAGCAUCCGUCCCCUGUCCUACCAGCAGGCCGACGUGGUGCUGAUGUGCUACUCUGUGGCCAACCACAGCUCUUUCCUGAACCUGAGGAACAAGUGGAUUGGUGAAGUCAGGAGCUACCUGCCCUGUACCCCCGUGCUGGUGGUGGCCACCCAGACUGACCAGCGGGAGGUGGGGCCCCACAGGGCCUCCUGCAUCAGUGCCAUGGAUGGGAAGAGACUGGCCCAGGAGGUGAGAGCAAAGGGCUACUUGGAGUGCUCAGCCCUCAGCAAUCGGGGGGUGCAGCAGGUAUUUGAGUGUGCCGUCCGAACCGCCGUGAACCAAGCCAGAAGACGCAACAGAAGGAAGCUCUUCUCCAUUAAUGAGUGCAAGAUCCUCUAACCUUCCAGGGACUUCAACCAACACGCAUUUACUCACCUCAAAGACUAAUGGGCAGGGACAGCAGGCAGAGCAGCGAGGGCUGAGGCUCUCUGGGGCACAUGCUGGGCAGCAUUUCCUUUCAGAUGCAGUGGUUGCUAGGACUUGGCCGCGGGAUGUUGUGUGGCGUGUGCUCUGCAAAUGAACUCCUCAUCCAGCCCCGCCAGAGGACCCCUUGGGCAGCUGGAAUGAACAUUCUAUCUCCAAUUUAAAAAACUAAAAUGGUCUCUAUAAUUUUGGACAAUGAAGUGAGUUUUCCGAAGAAUUCCGUAUUUAAAGACACAGUUUAUUUAAAUGGUAACGAAAUGUAGAGCUCUUACAUAUAAUUAAUGUUCACGCCCGGGAAGUCUUCUCCUGUAUACUCACCAACACACACCGCUGUGUGUGUGAAGCAGUCUUGCAGGAUUCUGCCAUGUGUUUGUAGUGUUAUUUUCACCUGAACUACUAAUUUUGUCGAAGCCACUUGACUGCUAGAUGUUACUAGGUAAUCAAAUUUUAAAAAGACCAUCAACUGAUGCUUGCUAUUAAUUUUUCACCCAGCUGUCACUCAGUUUGUAUAUAAAACAUGUUCGAUAACAUGAUACUUUAAUACUGCCUAAUGAUGAAAAGCAGUUAUCACUCUAUUUUCUGUAAUUAUUAAAAAACGUUUCUUAUUUACAAUACUACCUUCCACCCAAAGAACUCCAAUUAUGCACUAAGUAUUCCUCUUUCAUGCACCAACACAGACCGAAGGAAAACCGUUCGGGCAGAGAAUCAGACUGCGUCAAGUAGUAGCAGCAGAGUUGGGAAGAGAAUUUAAAACUCGCUCUUUCCUUUGGGGAGCCGCUGCGCUUUGCCUGGGAUCCCUGGCACUGGCGCCUCUGGGGCUGCAGGCCUUGCGAAUGAGGGCCAGCUCAGCAUUCUGCACGACGGUAAUCAGGAGAAUUUGUUGUCUGAGCUCUUAACUAAGCUGGCAGGGCAACGUAAGUUAUUAGUUUUAGGAUCUUAUCAGAAUAAUUAGUAAGGUGUCUAUGUACAUAUGUGUGUGUGAGGGAAAUAAGGUAGAAUUUAUAGCUUUUACUGUUUCAUGAAUACGAAACACCUGUGUAGAAAAGCAAUCACGAGUUCCAAGCACAGGGAACAGGAAGACUGUAUAAUGAUUUUUUUGUAUAAUCAAAUGUUAUCAGGGGAAAAUGCUGAAUUAAUAGGGACCCUUCAAACCCCAUUCUAUCUGAUGGCUUAAAAGCAGUGGCAUUGAUCAUUUGUUAAAGUUGAGAACAGAGUUCUAUGUAACGUGAGGAGGACAUUGAGAGGGCCGGCACCUGGGUACAUCAUCUGCUCACCUAGCCAGAGGAAGCUGAGAACGACUCCGAACCACAUUUAUUAAAGUUCAUCACUGUUAUUGUAGGGUGUGGCCACCACACACAAAUGGUAGGGCAGCUGGCAUAAGUGACUAGGACUGGACUUACAUUGGCAUAACCAAACCCAUUUCUCAGUUUCCUCGCGUGGUCCAGUCGUCAUAGCUGUAACAAUGCCAACAUCCAAUCUGGGCUCCUCUCCACAUGUUCCCCUCAGGAACACCCAGUAAAAGGCCCGGGACCUGGGUCUCAGUCCUUGGGCGCCAAAGUUCCCUCAGUUCCCUGGGGCUGACAGUUCCACCCUCCCCCAGCUACCUCUAGUCCUCCAGCCCUGUGGCUUGUCCUCGCCUCUGUGUCCCUUGACUGGAGAGCCCCUACGUCCGGCUCUCCGUAUUGUGCUUGAAAGCCGAGCAGGCACAGGGUGUGGCGGGCAGAGGGAGCUCACCUUCUGUAAUAUCCCUGUUGAUCCCUCCCCCAUCAACACAUGAGCAGUCUUAAGGCACACAGAUUUUCCUUCAGGGCCCGUCUUUCGGGUGUGGUCUAUUUAGCUUGUUAGCAGGAAUGAAUGUCUACUUAUUAACAUUGCCUGUCCCCAAGCUUUUCUUUCUUCCUUGUUGAAGGGAGAAGAGGGCAGGGGGUGUCUCUGGAAACGGGAGAGCCCAGGUACCUGAUUCAAAGUCAGGGAAAAGGAGGUGAUUCCAUUCCCGGGCAAGGCAGAGAAGGCCAGAGGGGCAACAGCCACGUGGGUGCACACACCAAUGAGCCUUCCACCUGCGGGCAGGAGCCAAGCUUUAAGGGUCCCUCUGGGAACCCUCACACCUGAGAACAGGGAAGGCAUGUGAAAACCCUGCCCAGGGAUGGGACCUGGCAGAAAUUGAGGCCAAUAGUGGCUGUGUCCUCUACAGGGCUAGGAGUUCUUGGAGGCAGAGACACCUACUGUGUACCUCGCAGGGCCCAGUACAGGGAAGAAACGGUAACUAAACGAACAUGUUGAAUUGGAGAGAGUAAAGGAGUGGGCUGCCGGGCCAUGCAGUGGGUAUGGGAAGGAAGCAGACCCCCGCCAGCCUUGCAGGGGCAAGAAGUGAAAGUAGGUCAUUUCUGUUGGAAAUCGUGUAAUGUCUGUUCUACAUAAGCCUCUGUUUGCACCUGCCUCUAUUUAUUUUUGCUGCCUUGACUCAGACACACGCUUCUUAUUCUCUAAAACUUGCAGGACUUUCUGUACACUGUACUAUGUUGAUUCUUAACUAUUCCAAACAGCUGUAUUAAAUAUGCUCUUGUUUACAUUAAA